Messenger RNA from Austrofundulus limnaeus, 2390 nucleotides. It is a transcript of the gene usp46, whose product is annotated as ubiquitin specific peptidase 46. The record is from RefSeq and is a predicted model, not a curated record. The coding region runs from base 318 to 1427 and encodes 369 amino acids. The transcript has 9 exons. Gene Ontology annotation, biological process: protein deubiquitination. Gene Ontology annotation, cellular component: nucleus; cytosol. Gene Ontology annotation, molecular function: cysteine-type deubiquitinase activity. NCBI's taxonomy places the organism in Eukaryota, Metazoa, Chordata, Actinopteri, Cyprinodontiformes, Rivulidae.
ACUAAAACGUUUCUUCUCCCAGCAGGAAUGUUUUGUGUUCGCUGGUAACAACCAGCUACCUGUAACUUCUGACAACAUAUUUCCUGAAGCUGCGGCGGUUUCCAGCCGAACUGUUUUCGACAUGUGUGUGAGGAGGACGAAGACGGACCAACAGUGAGAAAAGAGCCGAACAACACCGGCUGUAUGGUGCUCCGUGUCCCUCCACCUGGGGUUGCUGCUUGGCCUCCAGCCGCGGCUACGAAUUAACUUCAUUUCUCAGCGUCGCCCUGCUCUGUUUCUUUUGUAGAGAUGGCGGUGAGGGGUACACUGUAAACUAAAUGACUGUCCGAAACAUCGCCUCCAUUUGUAAUAUGGGCACCAAUGCCUCCGCUCUGGAGAAAGACAUCGGCCCGGAGCAGUUCCCCAUCAAUGAACACUACUUUGGAUUGGUCAAUUUUGGAAACACCUGUUACUGUAACUCAGUGCUGCAGGCUCUCUACUUCUGCCGGCCUUUCCGGGAGAACGUGCUGGCCUACAAGGCRCAGCAGAAGAAGAAGGAAAACCUGCUGACAUGCCUGGCUGACCUCUUCCACUCCAUUGCAACACAGAAGAAAAAAGUGGGCGUCAUCCCACCCAAGAAGUUCAUCUCCCGCCUGCGAAAGGAGAACGAUCUUUUUGACAACUACAUGCAACAGGAUGCCCAUGAGUUCCUCAACUACCUGCUGAACACAGUGGCCGAUAUCCUACAAGAGGAGAAGAAGCAGGAAAAGCAGAACGGGCGCCUGAAAAACAACGGCACCACAGUCAACACUGAUACUGAAAUAGAAAACAAGACAGAGCCUACAUGGGUUCAUGAUAUCUUCCAAGGCACACUGACCAAUGAGACGCGCUGCCUCAACUGUGAAACGGUAAGCAGCAAAGAUGAGGAUUUUCUGGAUCUUUCUGUGGAUGUGGAGCAGAACACAUCGAUAACACACUGUCUCAGGGACUUCAGUAAUACAGAGACAUUGUGCAGCGAAUACAAAUACUACUGUGAAACAUGCUGCAGCAAGCAAGAAGCACAGAAACGGAUGCGUGUGAAAAAGCUUCCCAUGAUCCUGGCACUACAUCUCAAGAGGUUUAAGUACAUGGAGCAGCUGCACCGCUACACCAAACUAUCCUAUCGGGUGGUUUUUCCUCUAGAGCUUCGUCUUUUUAACACAUCUGGAGAUGCAGUCAACUUGGAUCGCAUGUAUGAUCUAGUGGCAGUGGUGGUUCACUGUGGAAGUGGUCCAAACAGAGGUCAUUACAUCACCAUAGUAAAGAGUCAUGGCUUCUGGCUGCUGUUUGAUGAUGACAUUGUGGAGAAAAUCGAUGCCCAGGCCAUUGAGGAGUUUUAUGGUCUUACCUCAGAUAUUUCCAAGAACUCUGAGUCGGGAUACAUUCUCUUCUACCAGUCCAGAGAGUGACUCUGGUUAAGAUCAGUGACAAAAUCCAGGAGUAAGAGGGUGAAAACAUUCAUCUUCAUCAUGACUGUCUUCUCCCACCACAUCCUCACCCUCCAACCUCUGAUAAGCGUGCCAAUCCUCUGUCCUGAUCUCAUCCUCUGGGUUUUGACAGUGCGUCAUUGUUUCCUCUCUCUGUGAUGUGACUCUUAUCUUUAAGUCACCUGCAUCUGGACCGCACUUUAAAACAAGAAGCAAAAAGGCUCAACAGCAUGAUGUAAACAAAUAAGAGUGACUAAGCUUUGUGCUGCUGCUGGGAGGCACUAAAUGUGUUCUCCACCAGGAACUUGAUAAUCAGAGGAUUCUGUACAUUUACUGGUAUAUGUUUGUAAGGUCUACUUCCCUAAUGGGCCACCCAGUCAUGAUUCUUUCAUUAGGGYUAAUCUCCCCCCAGCACUGUCCGCUCCUGUGCUGUGUUUACGUCCUUAAAGGAUGUGGGUGACAUGAAUGAAGUUGGAGACAAACACUGUAUAAAACAGAGAAAUGUCAUGCACUUCAAAAGGGCAAGAUCCUGACAUUAAUUACAGAUUAAUGUUCAAAGUUACAACUACCUAAUCUCAAUCUGACUGAAACACUAAACACUGCACUCAUAUUCAGUCAGAUCAUUCCUUAAAUUUCUAUUCAGAUGAAAUAAAAACUAUUUAUUKAACUGAUAUUAGUUAGUAGUUAUUUUUAAAACAGACUGAUUAAAUGAAAAUGAAGGCAUAUGAAACGUCUGAUGGGUAGUAAUGAGAUAAUAAAAAGUUAAAGUGCACAUGUUGAAGAGAAGUGAAAAAGAUGAUUGCAUCAUCGAUGAAACACUUCUUCACCCAGCACUGUCAGAGUCAWAUCUGUCUGCAGCUGCACACAAUGAAUCACAACUCACUGCUUUGUUUUUGAUGUUCCUAUGUAACACUGAAUACUGAAGAUUACAAAUCCUUUUUAAAA